CCACAAGCAGCUAGCUGCAGCAGCGCGCGCCUCAGUGCCAUAACGCGCUGUUCUCGUCAUGUUUCGCCUCGUUGUCCUCGCGCUCGCUCUCUCGCUCUCGGUCACCACCGAUGGAACCGGGAGCACGCCCCCUCCCGAGACCGGGACCGAGGCUCCCCCCGCCACCACGGUCCAGAAGCAGGCGGUCCCGGUGCCGGUGCAGCGCGCUCCCGGUGUGGGAGAGCCGUGCGGCGCGCGUAACGGCCCCGGGUCCGCGCGCUGCGCUCCCGGUCUGGAGUGCGUGAAGAGCAAGAAGGAUAAGAAGGGCGCGGGCAGCAGGACGGGCGUGUGCGCGUGCAAGAACGACUACGAGGUGUGCGGCUCGGACGGCGUGAGCUACGGAACCGCGUGCGAACUGAAGGCGGCGAGCGCGCUCGCGGAGGCGGAGGGCAAGACUGGCAUUAAGGUGCAGCACAAGGGCAAGUGCCAGAAAGCUCCCACCAUCGUGACGCCUCCCGGAGAGGUGUGGAACGUGACGGGCUCUCAGGUGUUCCUGAGCUGUGAGGCGAAGGGGAUCCCCACACCUGUGGUCACCUGGAACAAGAUCAGCAGUGAUAAGAAGAAGAUGCUGCUUCUUCCUGGAGAUCAGGAUAACCUGGCCAUCCAGACCCGCGGAGGCCCAGAGAAACACGAGGUCACCGGCUGGGUGCUGAUCUUUCCGCUCACUACUCGUGAUGCGGGCUCGUAUGAGUGCCACGCCAGCAACGCCAAGGGUGAAGAUUCAGCUGUGGGCACCAUCCACGUGGUAGACUCCAUCAGUGACAUCCCCACCAAGAAGGUGGUCCAGGAUGACGAGCUGUAAGGGGGGGGGUGUGUCCCGAGGCCUCAUCAUAAAUCCUGCAGGAUCAGGACCAGGAUUAGACACAGACCAGCUACACACUGCUGUAUAUACCCGCACACUGCUCACCACACACACACUCCACACACACUGCAGUACACCAUACACACUCCACACACAGUGCUUUAUAUGCCCACACACACACUGUACAACACUGGCAACAUGCUGCACGCAGCUAGCAUUCGAACGUUAGCCAGUUAGCAUAUAAUUAAUUCGUCGAUUAUUAUACUGAUUAAUUCUCAUUAGCUACAAAAACAAGUAUCACACAGAUACACAGUAAAUUCUGAUCACGUGAUAUGUCUCGUGUUCUUGUUUUCUUUUAAACUAAGAAGCAAAAAAAUAUAUUUUAAAAUAUUUAUAAAAAUAUAUUGAUUAAUUAAUCAGUGUCAUAUAAAGUAUGCCAAAUUUUAUUUACUUAAAAAUAUAUAUUUAAAAGAUUUUUAUUAUUUUUGGUCAUUUUUAUACCCGUCAGAGUAUAUGUUUGAUAAAGCAUUUGAAUAUAUAUAUUUUUGCGUAUGGUAAGAAUUAACCAUGCGGCGUUCCUUAUAUAUAAAAUAAUGCAAGCUGUCCAAGCAUGACCCACCCAUACAGAAAAGAAAUAUAUAUGACCUUUCCUUUUUUUUUUCAAUGUGAAAUAUAUUUAAAAUAUAUUGUUUCAUUUUAAAACUUACUGCGAAACCCAGCUCCACCUUAAUCAAGAGAUCUGUCCAGAAAACCCGACCCAAACAUUUCCAUUUUACACUUUAAUCAGUGGCUCCACGUCCAGAUCUGCCCUCAGGGCUGCUGUCGAAGCUCUGAAGAGGCACUCAGAUCACGUUAUCAGAUAAUCAGACGAUCAGAUCAGUCAGAGAUAGCCGAGCUAAACGUCUCCACACGAUCAGAUCCAGGCGCUCAUCUCCGUAAAUCAGACGCACUGAACGCCAGGCGGCGGCCGGGGGCUUUUGUGUUGCUUCUUUUCAGGCAUUUCUUUUAAGAUAAAGAUUUUUUUUGUUUUGUUUAUUUUGCACAGAGUGUACUCACUGCAUAUUUCACAUAGAGUUACAUUCAUAGAGCUGAGAGUUCACGAGUUCACGAGAAUGUUAGAAGGUGUGCGUUAUCAAGAGGACAGUUACUUAAAGGGCCAGCGUCCUGAUUUUACUGUAGUAUUUUCCGAAAGAGUCGAUAGAGGAUGACUGGGGUGCCUAAAACCAUCAGUACACAAGGGGGCGAUAGAGGAUGAUUGCAGUACGUAAAACAUUCAGUAUUCAAGGGGACAAUAGAGGGUGACUUUGGUGCUUAAAGGGGGUAAUAGAAGACGACUGUGCUCCCUAAAACCAUCAGUACUCAAGGGGGCAGUAGAGGACGACUAUGGUGCUUAAAGGGGCAAUAGAGGGCUACUGUGGUGCCUAAAGGGGGCGAUAGAGAACUACUAUGGUGCCUAAAACCAUCAGUACUCAAGGGCGCUAAAGGAUGAUUGUGGUGCUUAAAGGGGGCAAUAGAGGGCUACUGUGGUGCCUAAAGGGGGCGUUAGAGGGCAAUUUUGGUGCGUAAAGGGGGUAAUAGAAGACGACUGUGCUCCCUAAAACCAUCAGUACUCAAGGGGGCAGUAGAGGACGACUGUGGUGCUUAAAGGGGGCAAUAAGGGGGAAACUGUGGUGCUUAAAACCAUCAUUACUCAAGGGGGCAAUAGAGGGGUGUUGACUGUUGUUUAAAGGGGCAAUAGAGGGCUACUGUUGUGCCUUAAGGGGGCAAUAGAGGGCGAUUUUGGUGCUUAAAAGGGAGUGAUAGAGGAUGAUUGUUGUUUGAAGGGGGCAAUAGAGGGCUACUGUGGUGCCUAAAGGGGGCGAUAGAGGGCAAUUUUGGUGCUUAAAGGGGGUAAUAGAAGACGACUGUGCUACCUAAAACCAUCAGUACUCAAGGGGGCAAUAGAGGACGACUGUGGUCCCUUAAGGGGGCGAUAAAGGACCGUGGCGCUUAAAGGGGGCAAUAGACCACAAUUUUGAUGCUUAAAGGGGGCAAUAGAGGAUGAAUUUGGUGCAUAAAACCAUCAGUACUCAAGGGGGCGAUAGAGGACGAUUAAGGUGCCUAAAGGGGGCGAUAGAGGGCGACUGUGGUGUUUAAAGGGGGCGAUAGACGGUGGUUAAUUGCGUUAAUCCAGCGAUAUUAGAGACUGUCACUGUAGCGACCCCUUGUGGCAGUGCUCAGAAUGUAUCGAAUGCUUAUGUUUUAUAUUUGAAUACACUUGAAACCCCCAAUCAGUGUAACUGUUUGUGUAAUGUUUGUUUUGGGCCUAAACCAAAGUUUAGUAUAUGUAUAUUAUAUUAAAUAAAAUUGCAGUACAUUAUGGAAAAUAGUUUUUGGGCCAUUUUCCAAUUUCUUUAAGAAAAGGUAUUUUAUAAGAAUAUUUACAUAUAUUUCUUUUCUGUAUGGGUAGUUUAUAUUUGUGACAUCACAAAAAUGCAAUAUGUAGUCUAGGAUUAUUCCUAGAAUACGAGUUAAAAUGACGCUGUUUCUAGACUUAUAUGUUAUAAAACCUGUAAACCUGUGUUUAUAGAGUAUAUUAUAUCAAGACCAGCGAGAAAUUUAAAUUUCCAUUUUAACAGACCAUUUAAUCCAGUUCUCCAUCACAUAUAUUAUAUACUGUAUUAUCCUGCGGAUGCUGGUGUGUUUAGUGAUUGUAUAAUGUUAACAGUACGUGAGAAAGUUUAUCUGAUACAGUCUGGAGGAUUGAAGGCGUGGAGAUACGAGAUUAUGGUUCUGAUAUGAAAGGUUCUUUUAGAAAUUCAGAGGAAGAAGAAAGAAGGUGUGAAGGUUUAGUUUUUUUCCCAUCAUCCAUCGCUUCAUUCAGCUUAACAGCUCCAGCAAGCGAGUACAUGAAAAAACAACACACAGAACAAUACACCCAUUCCAGCCUCUCUCUCACACACACACACACACACACACACACACACACACACACACACACACACACACACACACACACACACACACACACACAGUUGUGUAUAUAGUCAUGUAAGUGAGCACUGAGGCGUGUUGGGAAGUGUUAAGGUAGUCACGUUCAGCUUUGGGUGCUAUGAUUUAAUGUUUAUGAUAUUUUGUCACUUCUUUAUACUGGUUUAAGUGUUUAACUGGUUUUUCCUUUAGAUUCCCACAGUAUAAUUACUGUAUGAGCUACUAAUACAUUAAUUUAAAUGUUAUAACAGCUCACUAAUGAAUAAAGAGUUUAUAAAGAGUAA
Astyanax mexicanus (Mexican tetra) is the source of this 4095-nucleotide messenger RNA. RefSeq names its product insulin-like growth factor binding protein 7 (gene igfbp7). The record is from RefSeq and is a predicted model, not a curated record. Gene Ontology annotation, molecular function: insulin-like growth factor binding. The transcript has 5 exons. Gene Ontology annotation, cellular component: extracellular region. NCBI's taxonomy places the organism in Eukaryota, Metazoa, Chordata, Actinopteri, Characiformes, Acestrorhamphidae. Gene Ontology annotation, biological process: regulation of cell growth; regulation of signal transduction. Bases 59 to 841 code for a protein of 260 amino acids.